Lucilia sericata (common green bottle fly) is the source of this 759-nucleotide messenger RNA. Its product is annotated as glycine-rich cell wall structural protein-like. NCBI's taxonomy places the organism in Eukaryota, Metazoa, Arthropoda, Insecta, Diptera, Calliphoridae. The coding region runs from base 65 to 604 and encodes 179 amino acids. The record is from RefSeq and is a predicted model, not a curated record. The transcript has 2 exons.
AUCAAUUUCAGUUGAGCUCUCAUCGAAUAUUCACUAAAAAAACUUAAACUAAACAAAGCUAAACAUGAAGGUUUUCGUAUGCUUGUUAGCCCUUUGCGCAGUUGCCAAUGCCGGUUUCUUAGGAGGUGGCGGCGGUGGUGGUGCUGGUGGUUGGUCCAGCGGUGGUGGUGGUGGUAGCAGUGGAGGCUGGUCUAGCGGUGGUGGUGGUGGCGGCUUCUCUGGUGGUCCCGUUAAAAUUAUUAAAGUCAUUUCCGAAGGUGGAUCUGGCGGUCAUGGUGGUGCCGGUGCUGGUGGUUGGUCUUCAGGAGGCUCCGGCGGUUUCGGCGGCGGCUAUGGUGGCGGUCAUGGCGGUGGUUAUGGCGGUGGUCAUGGCGGUGGUCAUGCCGGUGGUGAUGUUCAAAUCAUUAAAGUCAUUUCUCAAGGUUCCUCCGGUGGCGGUCAUGGCGGCCAUGGCGGUGGAUGGUCUGCUGCUCCUGCUCCCGCUCCAGCUCCUGUUAAAAUCAUCAAGGUCAUCUCUGAAGCUGCUCCCUCUGGUGGUGCUGGCGGUUGGUCAUCUGGCGGUGGUGCUGGUGGUUGGUCCUCUGGCGGUAGUGGUGGCUGGUAAAUCCGUUACCUCUUCAUUGCCCAUUCCUGAGACUCGAUUGUUUAGUUAGCUUUGUGAUAUUUUUUUACUGAAACAUCGAAAUCGACUAUUUGUUAUUGUUAUUAUAUCUCACUUCAUUUUUGAAGUUCUAUCAUUUUCACACUCUAUUAGUUAAA